AUGCAAAAACACCUCUGUGACAAAACAUUCACAUCCCUUAGUUGUCGUAACCAAAAAACUUUCGAUGUUGAGCUGCACUCUUGCAAUAAAACGGCUCUAUUGCAUUCUUACGAAAUAGCUCAAAACCUGUUGUCAGAGGAGGCCGCUGGGGGGAGCGAUGCCGGCCAAGAAGGUGCUGCAGGCCCACCGCAGACAGCGGAGGGAGCACAGGGGGAGCUCGAGGGAGGGGGCAGAGACCAGAACGAAGCCCAGGAUCCACGUGAGAGGCUGGUAGCACUGCAGGAGCAGGAGGAGUCUGCUCAUGGCCACACGGCAAGUGCACAGGAGACCCUCAAUGGGGCAGACGACGUGGCCGCCUGGCCUGCGCAACCUGGGGGCCCCGCCCUGCCUGCCGGGGCAGAAGCAGCAGGGCCAGAGUCCCCGUCCAGGGAGGGGGUGGGCAUGCCAGCAGGGACGGGCAGCCCCGGCAAGGGGAGAGCUGGGCGGCAGCAGCAGAGAGGGGCGGACGCUGCGAAGGCGGGGCAGAAGGCGCGGUGGGGCAUUGGCAGCAAGCGCAGCCUGGAGGAGAGGAUGGCGCGCAGGAGCUUCCGCCAAGAGGAACAGCAGCUGGGGCAGCAGCCAGCGGGCAGCGGUAAAAGGAGGAGCGCGGCGGGGAAGGGCAGCAAGGGGCAGGGCGGCAGGAAGGAGGUGGCGCCAGUCAUCACGCGGGGCGAUCAGAAAGAGCUCCUCCGGCAGCGGCUGGCCGAGCGGCAGAAAGAGGACAAGCACAAGCUGGAGCAGCGCAUAGCGGUCAAGACGGCUUUCCUGGAGUCCAUUAAGGAGACCCUCAAGAAUGACGCUGCCAGCCGCCAGCUGUCGGCAUACUUGGAGAAGAAGCGGGCCCAGCGGGAACGGAGUUUCCUGAAGAAGUACGGCCGCCUGCCUGCGCACCGCCUGGACGCCGAGGUCGCGCCGCAGCUGCUGCCCCUCCCCCGGAGCCCCCUCAUGACGACCGCGGCUAAUGUGGACGACAAGAAGCAGUCGCUGCGCAAGGGCCUGCCCUCGCUGGCCCCCAUUCUGACCUCCACCCCCACCGCCGGCCUCCCCCACCUCGGGGACGUCAAGGGCAGCCCCACGUCUGCCAGCCCCGGCACGUCUCGUCGGCUGCGUCCUCGUUCGCCGCCGCGCCUCCUGGACCAGGACGCCGAAAUGCAGGUGCUCAAGGCGGUGCGGCGGCGCGAGGAGCUGCUGGGCCGGCUGCGCACGCUGCUGCUUGCCAAGGCCGCGCCGGACGCCCUGCCCCACAGGGGCGCGCUGGGCGCGUGCCUGGACGCGGUGCGCGGCGCGUCGCUGGACGCGGUGGAGGCGGUGGCGGCGUGGCGCGCGGAGCAGGGCCACCAGCGGGCGUUCGUGUGGGCGGGGCAGGACUACCUCGCCAAGAUGAACACCGACCUCGGCAACCUGCUGCACAACGAGCCCGCGGUGCAGGCCUGGCUCGGCUUCGACAUCGCGCUCGACCCCUUCUGCACCGGCCUCGUCCGCGCGCGUUCGCCGCCCACCCCCACCCUCCCACCCACGGCGGGCUACCGCCCUCAGGUCGACGCUGCCGAGGCGCUGCGCGUGCGCGCUGCUCUCAAGGUGCUGGCGGACCAGAUGAGCGCCACCGCGCAGCUGACCAAGCAGCGCAUGGAGCUGCUCCGAAGCCCCAACCGCGGCAGCCGGGACCUGAGCAACAAGGCACCCUUGGGCAACCCCACGCCCGCUCCGCACCCGCCCCCGCCACAGGAGACGGCGGUAGAAGGUGACCAGACCGGAGCAGCGGGUCAGCAAGACGAGGCGGGGGGAGCAGCAGACGCGGGGAAGAGCGAGGACGGCAUGAGGAGUAGCCCGCUGGGAGGUGGCUCCGAAGGCCAAAUGCGGUCUCCGGAGGAGGGCGAAACUGCGGAACACGUUCCAACAGUGGACAGCCAUUGUGCGCUUCCCGAAGGAGGUGGGGAGGGGGCACUCAAGAUGCUUGACGAAAGCACACUUAAUCUACAGAUGCAAGAUCGCUCUCCCGAGCAACCUGCCAUUCUUAGUGUCACCUAA
Messenger RNA from Klebsormidium nitens, 2067 nucleotides. NCBI's taxonomy places the organism in Eukaryota, Viridiplantae, Streptophyta, Klebsormidiophyceae, Klebsormidiales, Klebsormidiaceae. The record is from the annotation of a GenBank genome assembly.